This is a messenger RNA of Suillus subaureus, 1824 nucleotides long. RefSeq lists its product as uncharacterized. The coding region runs from base 308 to 1570 and encodes 420 amino acids. The record is from RefSeq and is a predicted model, not a curated record. Lineage: Eukaryota; Fungi; Basidiomycota; Agaricomycetes; Boletales; Suillaceae. The transcript has 4 exons.
UGGAUCCGUUGGCUGUGUUUUUUUCCAAGACAUUGAUUAGUUGUUAUGAUGGCCACUGCCCAUGUUGUCAUUGCUACCUGAGGAACAUCACUUCCUCCUAUCAAUAUCAGAUGGGUUUCAGCUACUAAUUGCGAUCCCGUGACAAUUACCCUUUUCUGAAAACUUUGUUCCUUAACGUCAGUGGGGUGCUGCUGGAUGGGGGCGAGAUGCCGUGAGGCUAGACGAUAUAUAAAUGCAUCUCGUCACGCCCUGUUACUAGACUGGCGCACCUCUCUUCCUUGGACAAAUUUGCCUUGUGCCAUCCGCUAUGGGCGUCGACAAAGCUGGUAAAAAAUCAAGUCGUUUCAAUUUCAUCCGCAAGUCAGCGUCACGAACCACCGAUGACAGCACAAUUCAGGAACUUGAAGCCUCUGUAGACGGCAUCGAGGGUAAUUCGACGCCUGCCCUAGAAGGCGCUCAAGGAGAAGAGGCAAGAGACUUGGAAGACGAACCAAACACGCAAGACGAAACAAACAUGCAAGAUGAAAUAAAUGCGCAAGAUGAAACAAAUACACAAGCAGGAUCACCUCGCCAGGAUCCCGUACCCAUAGUGACAGAACCCCCACAAGACGAAUCACUUCGCCAAGAUUCCUUGUCCAUAGUGGAGACAGAAUCUCCGCAAGAAGAGGCAGAAAUGCAAUCCAUGCCUCCACCUUUAGACACCCUCGGCCAAGAGUUUGCUUACACUGCGGAGGAUGCCGAUAGAGCUGACAGCCCAGUCGAAGACCCUGAGGUCACCCUCAAGAACCUACGGGAGACUUUUCAGAACAUAAUCGACGAUAAAUUAGCGAACAUACCUCUUCGCUUGAUAGACACCCACAGCGGCAUCCUACACACUAGCAAUGACCUCGAGGGAAUUUUCAAAGAGUCGGAGGAGUACCAACGACUCUAUGAGAAUCUUCUGUCCACCUCCGUGUCGAAGCUCCAGCGCAAAGUUGACGAAUUCUUUCAAUAUGCAAUGCUUUCCCACAAGUGGGCAAGUGCGAAGGACGAACCCCAGUAUUGGCAGAUCAAGGGCAACGUCUACGAUAUGGAUGCCCCGCGGGAAAUCUGCAAGCUGCAACAGUUCUGUACUACCUCGAAGAGAGAAGGCUACCGAUGGGCGUGGAGCGAUACGUGUUGUAUCGAUAAGACGAACAACGCCGAGCUUCAGGAAUCCAUCAUCUCUAUGUUUUCUUGGUACAAGGAAUCGGCAAUCACUAUCGUUUACCUUGCAGACGUUUCUGAUAUCUCGCAGUUGAAGGACAGUCAGUGGUUCAAGAGAGGCUGGACGUUGCAGGAGCUCCUCGCACCUCAAUUUAUUCGAUUCUAUAAGCAGGAUUGGCAGCCACUCAUCGAUUCUGGUAAGAAUCAUAAAGUCGAACUUCUCACCAUUCUCCACGACAUCACUCGCAUCGAUAUCGACGUUUUGAAGGUAUUCCAACCCGGCGUUGACAAUGUCAAGAAGCGUUUGAGUUGGGUGGGCACUAGGACAACUAAGAAGAUCGAAGAUAUUGCCUAUUGCCUCAUGGGUAAGCGUCACCGUAGCUGAUGAAUUGUUCUAACGCCCUUGCUAGGUAUUUUCGGCAUCCACAUGCCUGUAAUGUACGGGGAGAAGCAUAACGCCUUCGUGCGGCUUCAGAAGGAGAUCAUGGCACUUACCGACGACCUCUCACUCUUUGACUGGUUGGGAGAGUCAUCGACCCUCCACAGUUACUUUGCUGCCCAUCCGAGGUGCUUUAUGGCCCCGUCCUAUGACGCUCGACAGGACUCUGCUUCAUCGAAAUUCGAAUUCAGGUUGCUCAA